AUGGCUUUUCAACGCCUAAACAUACGCGCAAAGAAGAGCUUCCCAGGACUCUAUUCUUUCGACAAUGUGGAAAGCUCGCCUGCCAAGAGUAUGGCGAUGCACAUCGACUCCUCUCCUCGCUCAGACCUCACCCAAGAUCUAGAGGAAUGUGACCUCGAAGAGUUCGGAGCCAAGCUUGAGCGCUGCAAGGGCAAGGAUUCCCCAGGCAGAGAAAGCCCCUCCAAACGCAAGAAGCUGUUUGGAUCACUGCGAAGCCUCCGGUCCUUGGCAAAUCUGCACUCGUCCCCAACCAAGACCAAGCAAGCCACGACACCGCGUCCUGAGUCUUCUGUGAAGUACCGGGACACGUGUGCGACGUCACUGCCCAUGUCACCUUCGCUUGCCCUGCUCAACUUCGAGCAGUCACCGCCUGACAAGCCAAUGUUCGACCUCACCAUGCACCAACGUUCGGGGUCUGGAUCCAGCCUGGAGGUGCAUCAUUCGUCACCAAUGACAGUGCCAGGUUCGGCCAGGCAAGCAACACCGUACAACAUCUUUCCGCCCGCGACCGACUUGCCUGCAGGAACGGUCCCUGUUACUCCUGGUCCGAUGCAGAGAGCGUUCAACCGGGAUCCUGCCAACCACGUUCUCUGGCAGAAUGCUAGCCCUACACCAUUGGAAAGGUAUGCACCUUCGACACCUGUUCUUACGCCAUUGCCAGGUACAAAUCUCUCUGUUGAAGACAUUGACCCGGAGCUUGUCCCUUUACCACCUUCUGUCAACCCUUCUAUAGUAUACUUGAGCCACAGCAAUCCCGGUUAUUUUGACAUACCCGUGGAUGAGAACCCACAGAUGGACAGUACGGAUGUGCUCAAUGGACUCGCCUGUCUCAAGCUCGCCGAUGCACACGAUGGUACUGCCGGUGACUACAGCAAAGCCUUCGCUGAUGCGGGUGUGGAUGCACCUGUUGGACGUCGUGGUACUGCUGAAGAGAUGAGACACCAGUACGGAGACGCAAAGGUCCAGGACACUGUGAACACGCUGGUUAUCCCUCAAGGCCGACUUCGAACGCAUGGGCGCCAGCAGGGAGCCCGAGAACCCCAAGAGAAUGUCCGAGGCUUCCCCAAGCACCACCAGGAAUUGCCACUCCGUCUCAAGCAGGAGGAUGGAGGCCUGCAAGACUCUGUGCGACAAGACUCUUGCAUCAGCGAGGAUUGGGAGACAUGCAGUGGCGCACGCUCGGCGGCAAUGACAUCAGUGCAUUCACUCCACAAUCGCGACCUGAACCAGCCCUGUAUGUCGAGCUCUUCAUCCAUUUAUGCAGGAGAUGGCAAGGGGAAUGAUGUUGAGAACGACAUGACUCCCAAAUUCGCCUACAUUGUGUGGGACAGUCCUGACGGCCCGCGUCGAGGUCUAGCUCCAGAGAAGAUUUGGGGACGACACUCAGGUCUUUACGACGGCUCCGGCUAUGGAGAGGACAGUGGUCCCUCAACACCUCGCGAGCCCGAGGAGGGCAUCCAGGGAGAGUUGAAGGCAUCGUCGGCGCCGCUUUCGGUUUGCGGAGCGCGCUUCGGCAAGGAGAACUCCAACGGACCUUCGAGAGGCGAAGAUCCGUUCCCUGGAGCCGUAUCCGAGUCUCCAUUGGCGACUCACGAACAGGGCAACUGCGAGAGCCUGGAGUCGAUAUAUCGUGCAUACGCCUACCCCUUCGGAGACAGGAUUCCGAGCAGCAGCAACAACAGCGUUGGCGGGGACGUACAGCGACUUGAGACAAAGGAUGGUCAGAUCAGCCCAUGA
Molecule: messenger RNA, 1776 nt
Organism: Didymella exigua CBS 183.55
Lineage: Eukaryota; Fungi; Ascomycota; Dothideomycetes; Pleosporales; Didymellaceae
Exons: 3
Coding region: 1-1776 (591 amino acids)
Source: RefSeq, a predicted model, not a curated record